Suillus bovinus is the source of this 855-nucleotide messenger RNA. RefSeq lists its product as uncharacterized. Gene Ontology annotation, molecular function: RNA polymerase II cis-regulatory region sequence-specific DNA binding; DNA-binding transcription factor activity, RNA polymerase II-specific. The record is from RefSeq and is a predicted model, not a curated record. Gene Ontology annotation, cellular component: nucleus. Gene Ontology annotation, biological process: regulation of transcription by RNA polymerase II. NCBI's taxonomy places the organism in Eukaryota, Fungi, Basidiomycota, Agaricomycetes, Boletales, Suillaceae. The coding region runs from base 1 to 855 and encodes 284 amino acids. The transcript has 4 exons.
AUGUCUCAGCAACAGCAAUCCUUUCCUCCAGGCGCAGGUCCGAACGACACUCCUCAAGACCAAUACCCUUCAGGUCACGCGUACAGGAGGAGUCAGUCUAACUCUCCGUUCCGACACACCACACAUCCAUCUCCAUAUCCACAACCAAACAUUCCACCAAUUCAGGGUCAACCGGAGUUAAAGCAAGAAUCAUACUAUACCCCAACCUCUGCAGAGUUAUACACUCACGCUCAGGUCCUCGCAUCCGGAGCAGGAGAGGGGUCUGCUUCCGCCCAUUACACUUCCCAAACCGCUAUAACUCGUCUCCCCCCUAUUCUACAAGUAGAGAAGAAGCAGGUCACAACAUCCGCAACACAGGCUGCAAGUGCAAGCAGGCGGAGGAAUGAAGCUCAUUUCGCCUGUCCAGUCCCCGGUUGUGGGAGCACAUUUACGCGUCGAUUCAAUCUUAGAGGUCAUCUUCGAUCUCACACCGAGGAACGUCCAUAUGUGUGCGAGUACCCCGAUUGUAAGAAAGGUUUUGCAAGACAGCAUGACUGCAAGCGACAUCAAGCACUACACGCCACGCGCUCCCAAUCCAACAUUUGUCAGGGCUGCAAAAAGACCUUCAGUCGCCUGGAUGCCCUAAACGUAACUUCUCUAUAUCGUUACCAACCCACAUCAACUAACAUUCAUCCCUCUUUUGCUUCCAUCCAGCGACAUCUUCGUUCCGAGGGUGGUUCUGAAUGCAGACAGAUUGUAGAAGCUCAGCAGCAGGCUGCAGCACAUGCUCAAGCGAUCACACAAUCUCAGGGUCCUCCACUACCAGACCACCCUCCCGGCAAUCAACCAGGACCCAGCUCAAGCACUGCCAGUUAG